AUGGCUGCACCGCUGCGAAGAGCCCUGUGCCUGGCAGCUGUCGCCGCGGGCAUCUUCAGUCUCUCAGCUGUGCGCAGCUUCGUGUCUGCCGGCGGCCGACCUGCUGCCCAGCCGCGUGUGCAGAUGCAAGCCGUCAGCGUGAAUGACAAGAGUGACAACUUCAUUGACAAGGCCUUCACCACCAUGACGGAUGUUGUGAUUGGCUUGAUUCCGCUCUCCCAGCAAGAGAAGGAUGCCUAUCAGUUCUAUCGUGAUGGCAUGGCAGCUCAGGUGUCUGGUGACUAUUCCAUGGCGCUCCGAAGUUAUGCGGAGGCGCUGAAGUUGGAGGAAGACCCGAUCGACAGGAGCUACAUUUUCUACAACCUGGGUAUUAUCUUCGGCUCCAACGGAGAAUACGUGAAGGCAGUGAAGUACUACCAUCUUUCUUUGGACCAGAACAAGGAGCUUUGCCAGGCGUACAACAACAUCGCGGUGAUCUACCACGAUCAGGCGGUGCGAGCUGAGAAGAAGGGUGCCUUGGACAAGUCCACCGUCCUUUACGACAAGGCGGCCCUAUACUGGAACCAGGCCCUCCGCAUUGCCCCGACGAAUUAUUUGGAGGCCCAGAACUGGCUGCUGACCACCGGCCGCAUGAACGCCGAAGCCAAGAGCAAGCUGGGAGGCGGGUGUUUGGUGAUCUUCUGGCUCUGGCUGCUUGACUGCAAGCAGUGUUUCUGCUCUUGUGUGGUGUUCCGCAGCGACAUUGCAAGGUUGAGCCCGUUAGCGCUAAUUGCAGACCCGGCAGCCGCCUCGGCUGCACGACUUCUCACAGAGGACAGAGCCAUCUGCUGUAGAAGUGGGACAGUCUAUGCUGAGGCCAAAGACGUCAACAAUGAGUCUGUGGACGAGUCCUCCUUCCUUAGUUUCUUCGGGGAGUGUGAGAAGGAGUCGACAAAUGGCGAAGCGGCAGACUUCCCCAGCAAAGAGGACCUUCAGAGGCUCUUCACAUUUUGGGACGAAGCUGGCAAUGGAUCGCUGAAUGAGGAACGGGUAUCUGAGAUUCUGCGAAGAUUCAUGAAGGUCGUCGGCAAGACUGCAAUCACCGAUGGCGUCAGCAUCAAGGCCAACAGCCUCCGCAAAUUGGAGGUUGGUGACGUGGUCGAAGUUCUCGGCCCUCCGACGAAGGAGCCCGAGGUGGACGUGAUGCGAGUGCAGGUCCGUCUCCUUGCAGAUGGGACCGAAGGUUGGGCCACCAUCUCGGGCAACCAGGGGACAGACUAUCUUCAGGACGGUGGAGGCACCUUCAAGGUAGUCAAGGAAACGCUUCUGACGGAUGACUUCGAGAUCGGUGCUGCCAAAGAGACACCAAAGAUCUCACGUCUCGUCACACGUGAGCAGUUCGAAGCCAUGUCCGAAAGGGACCGACUUUUGCUCCUCGAGUUCUUGUGGGAGCGCAAGCGCCGAAAGCGCGAGAGUAAGGACGUGAUGAGGACCGUCAAAGAGUCGUGGCCGUGGUUGUGGUGGCUGCUCACCUACCUCUGA
This is a messenger RNA of Symbiodinium sp. CCMP2592, 1521 nucleotides long. The record is from the annotation of a GenBank genome assembly. NCBI's taxonomy places the organism in Eukaryota, Dinophyceae, Suessiales, Symbiodiniaceae.